This is a messenger RNA of Elephantulus edwardii (Cape elephant shrew), 1699 nucleotides long. It is a transcript of the gene CALU, whose product is annotated as calumenin. Bases 7 to 954 code for a protein of 315 amino acids. Gene Ontology annotation, cellular component: endoplasmic reticulum. NCBI's taxonomy places the organism in Eukaryota, Metazoa, Chordata, Mammalia, Macroscelidea, Macroscelididae. The record is from RefSeq and is a predicted model, not a curated record. The transcript is spliced from 6 exons. Gene Ontology annotation, molecular function: calcium ion binding.
GUUACCAUGGACCUGCGCCAGUUUCUCAUGUGCCUGUCGCUGUGCACAGCCUGUGCCUUGAGCAAGCCCACAGAGAAGAAGGACCGGGUCCACCAUGAGCCUCAGCUCAGCGACAAGGUUCACAAUGAUGCUCAGAGCUUUGAUUAUGACCACGAUGCCUUCCUGGGUGCUGAAGAAGCAAAGACCUUUGAUCAGCUGACCCCAGAAGAGAGCAAAGAAAGACUUGGAAAGAUUGUAAGUAAAAUAGAUGGCGACAAGGACGGGUUUGUCACUGUGGACGAGCUCAAAGACUGGAUUAAGUUUGCACAAAAGCGCUGGAUUUACGAGGAUGUAGAGCGGCAGCGGAAGGGGCAUGACCUCAAUGAGGACGGCCUCGUUUCCUGGGAGGAGUAUAAAAAUGCCACCUACGGCUACGUUUUAGAUGACCCAGACCCUGAUGAUGGAUUUAACUAUAAACAGAUGAUGGUUAGAGAUGAACGGAGGUUUAAAAUGGCAGACAAGGAUGGAGACUUGAUCGCCACGAAGGAGGAGUUUACCGCUUUCCUGCAUCCGGAGGAGUAUGACUACAUGAAGGAUAUUGUGGUCCAGGAAACAAUGGAGGAUAUCGAUAAGAAUGCCGACGGGUUUAUCGAUCUAGAAGAGUAUAUUGGUGACAUGUACAGUCAUGAUGGGAACACUGAUGAGCCUGAAUGGGUAAAGACAGAGCGAGAGCAGUUUGUGGAGUUUCGAGAUAAAAAUCGAGAUGGGAAGAUGGACAAAGAAGAAACCAAAGAUUGGAUCCUCCCUUCGGACUAUGAUCAUGCCGAGGCAGAAGCCAGACACCUGGUCUAUGAAUCAGACCAAAACAAGGACGGCAAGCUCACCAAGGAGGAAAUUGUUGACAAGUAUGAUUUAUUUGUGGGCAGCCAGGCCACAGACUUCGGGGAGGCCUUAGUACGACACGAUGAGUUCUGAGCUGCAGACAGAGGAGCUGUGUCUCUUCAAAAGUAAUUUAUUUUUACAGCUUCUGGUUUCACAUAAGAUUGUUUUCGCUACUGAGACUGUUAUCACGGACCUAAGACGUGACAAGACGUAACCGAAACCAUCCCGUCCCCAUUUCACCUCCUCUCCCAGGGACUGGAGGGGAACAACUCGUAAUUAUUACACUUGUGUUUGUAGAUUUACACUUUGUAUUAUGUAUAACAUGUGUUUAUUUUUGUAUUUGUUCUCUGGUUGGGACUAUGAUAUGAAGGCUUGAGAUCCCCGCCUCGCACUGGUAGGUAAACACUAGCCCUUCACUCUUUGAAAACCCCUUAAUUUUUUUCCCCCUAAUUCUUACUUCACUAAUUUUGAAGCCUGAGAUCAAUAAGAAAUGUUCAAGGGAGAGAAAAGGGAAAGUAUAUCUCACCAUGACUAUUUAGAGCUGACACUUGCCCUUGCCUAGCCAAGAGUAUAGCAUUUCACAGGUUGUGGGGGCCACGUGUUCAUUCAGUUGCUGCAGACCCAGCAUCUGAUCCUGGAAUUCUCUGGGCAAGGAACGAUCCCUGCACUGUAAGAAAUCUUGGCUCCAUUUGAGCCCCUUUUUUUUUAUGGCUCUGUAGGACUCACCAUUUGCUAAUUUUGUCAAACACAGCUGUGGUGGGAGAGUUAGGGCCAGUGUCUUGAAAAUCAAUCAGGGAGGGAGUGAGCUCUCUGCAGAGCUAUAGAUAGAAGCAGCUGG